AUGAAUGAAACGCCGCGCGUGCGGUCGGGCUGGUUCCCACAGACCCCAGGGACCGUAGCUCCCAGACAGAGAAGAGAACAACCUCCUACACCUGGCUCAACACCAAGACAACAGCGCCCAGCAAGGCCCUCGUUGCCCCCAGCACCAGAGAAUAGAACCGCUGCCGCCGCCGCAACCGAUCGGCCGCCCUUGAUACCCUUGACAGUCAUCGACGCUCCUAGUCAGAGAUUCUACGCCGUCUCGAUAUAUUUUGCCCUGUUUGCGUACAGGUUUUGGGACUGGCUCAGUGUGGUCGAGGAAGAUACUGGUUCUUUUGCACUAUUCGCAAAAUGGAUAGUCAUUGAUUUCACUUUCUUGUUCGUCGUCUUGCCGACCUUCAGGAUACCAUGGCUCGACUUUUCCCAACCAGUUGUCAUCACCCUUUUUGCCUGGCAGCAGGCACUCAACUGGGUGCUCAUGUUCAAUGUCCAAGUCUCGUGGACGGCAUGGCUGCUUGGUGUUGUCAAGAUAUUCUACGACAGAGGAGAGCUCUCCAUUUCCGAGCACAAUGUCAAGGUCUCGAGCAUUCUGCAGAAUUCUUCCCUGAUUAUGGGCAAGCAGAUCAUCAACAUUCUGCCCGAGGGCUCUGCUUUGCUAAACCCUGAAAAGACACCCUUCUGCAUUGGACAGGGAGGAAAAAAUGUGGUUGCAGUUCCGCUCUACUUUAAUGCUACCAUCCCGGCCGAGGUCGAGCUGAUCCGUAUCGAUUUGGAAACCAACAAUGAGGAGGUGGUCAAAUUCACCAAGUCACAAAUUCGUGAGAUUGAUAGACAAGCCAAGAAGAUCACCGAGGACGGAACAGUCACCUCGUACAAGUAUGACGUGCCCAUUAAGAAGUCGGGCGCAUAUCGUCUCCACAAGGUCUUGGACGAAUACAAGUUGGAGGUGCAGAGGAUCACCGAACCCACAUACGUGGUGCCCUGUCCCAGAGCUCAGGUCCGCCGUGCCGAGUCUUCGAAUCGCUGCAUCAAUGAUUUGUCCGACCUAUCUCUGGAUGUCCACGGAACGCCGCCGCUCAAGAUUGUCUACAGCCGGACCAUCAAUGGUAAAGAUCACAGCUUCCACUUCCAGAGUCUUCAACCUGACGGGUUCUCUUCUCCGUUGCUUGGCUCUGCAAGGACCUCUGGUCUCAUUCUGCAAGAUGGUGAGGACGUUUCUUGGGCCAGAGCGCAAACUGUCGCCGUGUCUCUCAACGAGUCAAUGAGCCAGGCCGGGGAUUGGCAGUACUCCAUUGAUGAGGUCCACGAUGUUUUCGGAAAUGUUGUCAAGUACACUGUUUCUGGUGACGAUGUCGAGGCGAAACCAAAGCCAAAACAUCUGGCACAGAACUAUCAUGUUCGAGAACGACCUCAAGCGACUCUACGCGGUUGUGACUUGAGAAACCCCCUUAAGGUGGCCAAGGGGCAAUCGACAAACCUGCCUGUCAGCUUCAGCCUGCCUGGGCGCGCCGCGAGCCAAACAGGAUAUACUCUUACCUGGCAAUUCUCGCCGAUCGACACUCUUAGUAAGAGCGGUGAUCACGGCGAUGUCGUUGAAACUGGCACUUUCGUUGCCAAGAAUGCAGUCGAUCAACCAGCAAUUUCUGCGCCUGGUCUCUACACUCUAAAGUCGAUAUCGUGUGAUUCUUGCGAGGGAGAGAUCGAGGAGCCGUCUUCGUGUCUGCUGUUGAACCCGCUGGAGCCCAAGCUGUCUCUACGAUCCGAGGAGAUUCCCGACAAGUGCGCCGGCAACUCCAUUGGUCUGCGAGUCGACCUGGAUCUCGUGGGUACGCCUCCUUUCAAGGUUGUCUACGAUGUCAUUAGCGAUACCGAGCGAUCUCACAGAGAGAGCGUCAUGGUCAAAGGACUACGCCAGCAGAUUGAACUUCUGCCUCGGAACGCUGGCCGCUACCAGUACCGAUUCAGACAGUUGGAGGAUGCCAUCUACAAGAACAUCCCUCUGCCACUUAGCGACGAGUAUUAUCUCGAGCAGAAUGUCAAGCCUCCUGCCUCUGCCUUUUUCCGUGACCAACCAGCCGCUAUCAGCGCCUGUUUGGAUGAGCCGAUCAAGGCGGACGUGGCACUGCGUGGCGACGGACCGUUCAUUCUCGAAUGGGAACUUGUCCAUGAGGGCAAGAAGAAGUCCCACAAAGUCACGGAUAUCACAACGGAAUCUUUUACCAUUCAAACUGAUCCUCUGUCUCGUGGUGGUGACUACACACUUGCCUUGACCAGCAUUCAGGACAAGACUGGCUGUCGUAUCUUCUUGAAGGAAGAAAUCAAGAUCACCGUUCGUCGCCAGCGGCCUCGUGCCGCAUUUGGCGUCAUUGAGAACAAGAAGACGACAACGGUUGUUGAAGAUGCCAAGGUAAAUAUACCACUCAAACUUUCCGGUGAAGCUCCAUGGAGAGUGACAUACCGCAACACGGAAAGCAGCAGAGGGGAUCAGACCAUAGUUGCCCGCUCCAACAAUGAUUUCCUUGAGGUAUCUGAACGUGGCACCUUUGAAAUCCUUGAUGUUUCCGACAGGCAAUGCCACGGACAGGUCGACCCAAAGAUGUCUACUUUUGAGGUCAACUGGUUUCAACGGCCAGAGCUUGCUCUGGUUCAGACUGAGACCAUUUCGCAACGCGGCAGCGUCUUUGUCAAACAAGAUGUCUGUGAAGGUGAUAUUGAUGGAUUUGAGGUUGCGCUCAAGGGAUCUCCUCCAUACCAUGUUUCCUACGAACUCAAACACAAGCCCAAGAGUGGCUCAGGUUCGGUUGCCAGAAAGGAAUUCGACGCUGCAAUGCCCAAGGCCUCGAUCCCGAUGGAUACUAACAAGGCAGGACUAUACACAUACAAGUUCUCAGCACUGGCAGACAACCUCUACAAUAAUGACAAGAGGAAGUUCCAACCCCUUACGCUGGAACAGACUGUCAACGCCAAACCAACUGCUUCCUUUGCCAGGCCAGGUCAGAUCUUCAAGCUCUGCGUGUCGGAACAAGACUACGAGGAAAAGAUCCCCAUCAAUCUCCAGGGCGUUGCACCUUUCUAUGUCGAAAUAGAGAUUCGUCACCAUACAGGCAGCAUCCCUGAGACGUUCCGCAUCCCUAGCAUUCCAUCAAACACGUAUGGAAUCCAGAUACCCCGGCAGUAUCUCAAACUUGGCGCUCAGACGGUUCGGAUCCGAAAGGUUCGUGAUGCUCGUGGCUGCCAGCAGAAGAUUGAGGUCGGCGGGCCGUCGGUCCAGGUUCAGUUGUAUGAUGCCCCAGCAAUCUAUCCUCUGGAGACACGGAACGACUACUGCGUGGGCGAGAGGAUUGCGUACACCCUAUCUGGCACACCGCCGUUUGAAGUACACUACACUUUUGCUGGCGAGGAGAAGAAGGCCAAAUCUCAGACCACCACCUUCCGUCGUAUCGCUGAAGCGCCUGGCGAGUUUAAAAUCACCUCUAUUAGCGACAAGGCAUCAGAAUGCCGCGCUGCGAUCGAUUUGUCCAAGACGAUCCAUCCCAUGCCUUCGGUCAGGAUCAGUCGUGGCAAGAUUGUGCGCACCGACAUCCACGAGGGCUCAGAGGUCGAGAUUCUAUUCGAGUUCUGGGGUACACCACCCUUUGAGUUCACCUACACACGUUCGACCAAUGCCAAGAAGGGACAAAAGAGCCAUGUCCUUGAGACUAGGCAUGAUGUCUCGUAUGAAAACCAAAAGGUAGUGACUGCCAGUCUGGAAGGAACGUACGAAGUUGUUGCCAUCAAGGAUAAGUUCUGUGCUUUCAGUACAAUGACCUCGGAGGGCAAGAGCAAAGGAUCUGGUCAGAAGAUGUUGACGUAUUAG
Messenger RNA from Pestalotiopsis fici W106-1, 3834 nucleotides. RefSeq lists its product as uncharacterized. The coding region runs from base 1 to 3834 and encodes 1277 amino acids. The record is from RefSeq and is a predicted model, not a curated record. Gene Ontology annotation, molecular function: structural constituent of nuclear pore. Lineage: Eukaryota; Fungi; Ascomycota; Sordariomycetes; Amphisphaeriales; Sporocadaceae. Gene Ontology annotation, cellular component: nuclear pore transmembrane ring. Gene Ontology annotation, biological process: nuclear pore organization; protein import into nucleus. The transcript has 2 exons.